Molecule: messenger RNA, 1380 nt
Organism: Dioszegia hungarica
Lineage: Eukaryota; Fungi; Basidiomycota; Tremellomycetes; Tremellales; Bulleribasidiaceae
Exons: 14
Coding region: 1-1380 (459 amino acids)
Source: RefSeq, a predicted model, not a curated record
AUGGGAUCACGCACUUCAAGACUCUGCAUACAUCUCUCUCUUGAUGAUGGAGACAGGCUCCCGCCAAGUCAGAACCCGGAGGAACCGAUGUUGCUCGCAGUCUGGGUGGACGACGUGUCACAUCACCCGCCAUCGGCCAAACUUCUGAGCCAGAGUCGGCAGCUCGCAUAUGCUGCGAAAGUCUGGGACGAGUCAGAGCUCUUAGCCCUCGAAGCCGAAGAAGAGACCAAGAAGGGCUGGGGCAACGCCUGCGACCCUGCGCUCAACCGUGACUUUGGUCAAGACGUACUUGCGGCGGUUCAGCGAAACAACGCGCAGCAGGCAAGCUUUAUCGAUGAGCCUAUGGUCUACGCCGAUCCAUGCAAACACCCGGAGCACCUUCGUCAGAAUGGGGAGAUGAUCAUGAAGGAGGAAUCGUCGGUGCGGGGCUUACUUCCCCUGGCAUCUCUGAACUCGCCAUUAGGAGGAGGAGAGAUCAUCGGCCCCACCACCGUCGGGCGCAAAGCCAUCGCGCCCUACAUGCCCUGGUCAGCCAAGACCGAGCACCGUCUCUGGUGGCGCGGCAACGCCCACUCCGCCUUCUACUACGAUAAAUGGGACUGGCGCGCUGGGCAGCGACUCCGCCUGUCGGACUUUGCGAGCGGGCGGCGAGAGCGAAUGGAGGCGGAGAUGGCGGGCGGGAUGGGAAUGAGUGCGGAGGAGAGGGGGAGCCCGGUCCUGCUGGAGCGGGAGGAGAGGGUGCGACGGGAGUGGAGAGAGAGGGAGGUCUUGAGGGAGACGUAUUUGAAUGUGUCGCUUAUUAGCACGCAACGAGCGUGGUCGUGUGGCGGACACUACGCACACGUCUUCUUUUGCAAUACCGAAGAUGGCCGACCGAACGCUACUUGUCCCCAGGAUAAGGCAUGCGACGCGGUCAUGGAUGCGGAAUAUGACUUUGCGCCUUAUGCUGAUAAAGCGUACGAGUUGAAGCACAAGUUUCGCCUGGAUAUCGAUGGGUUUGGGUGGACUACAAGGUGGCGGGAAGAGCUGUCCAAGAACAACGUGGUCAUCAAGAUCACGCUCUAUCCCGAGUGGUGGACCCCGCAAGCUAUCCCCUGGUACCAUUACAUACCCGGCUCAUACACCUUCAACGACCUAUACGACAUCAUGGCCUUCUUUACCGGUACACCCGAAGAACGUGCCGGAGAGAUCAGCGAGAAACGACGUGUGGUACUUGUUGAGCGAGACAAGAUGGCCGAGGAGAUCGCAGCGAGAGGGAGGGAGUUUGCGAUGACUCGUUUGAGAUAUGAAGAUAUGAGAGUGUACAUGUUCUUACUGCUCCUCGAGUAUCGACGUGCGUGGUCGGAUGAUCGGAAGGCGGCGACAUUCAAGCUGGACUAA